CCUUCGGUCAGCUUGGCUCAGGAACUCAAUCCAGCCAGGUCUUCCGAGAGCCGAAACCUGGGCUCCUCUCGCCCCUUUAGGCACCACCACCACCCCACACCUCUGCCUCCUCCCUGAGGCCUGGGGUGCCAGGCAGCUGGAGCUGCCAGGGAGGGGAAGCCGGGGAGGAAGAUCACAAAGCUGGAGGAGGUGUAGGUGGAGAGUAGGAAGGGCCUGGUCCACGCUCUGCCCGGGCUUGCUGCCAGGCCCUGGUUGAGCCCUUCGUAUCCCUGCCUCCCCAUCCCCACCUGUGUAGGGAGGAGGCCGGGCGGGGUGGUCCCUCCUGAUAGGAAUGGGCAAGAGCAAACUCCAGAACCCCCUACCUAGGGGUCCCCUCGCUGGAGCCUUUCUCCACCAGGGCUGGAGGUGGGUAAAUCUUUAACCAGCUGGCCCAGGGCAGGCCCGAGCCUUUCCGGAUGGAUGGCUGCCUGAGAAGGGGGAAAGGGGGUGGGGGAUGUAGGGUGUGCAGAGCCAGUCCCAGCGCGUGGAAAAGGGAGAGAGUGGGGGAGAGAAAGGAACGGGGCUCGGGCGGAGCCAACUCCGCGUGCACAGCAGGACAUGGAGAAGCGUGGCUCUCCCGACGGGGACCCCGCGCGGAGCCUGGAGCAGGGGCCAGAAGGGCUGGAGGGGCCAGAAACGCCCAUCCAGGUGGUGCUCAGGGUGCGCCCCAUGAGCGCCGCCGAGCUGCGUCGAGGGGAGCAGAGCGCGCUGCACUGCUCGGGGACCCGGACUCUGCAAGUGAGCCCCCCGGGCGGCGGCCCCGACGUGGCGUUCCGCUUCGGCGCGGUGCUGGACGGGGCGCGCUCGCAGGAGGACGUGUUCCGGGCGUGCGGGGUGCGGCGCCUGGGGGAGCUGGCGCUGCGGGGCUUCUCCUGCACCGUCUUCACCUUCGGCCAGACGGGCUCCGGGAAGACCUACACCCUGACCGGGCCUCCUCCGCAGGUGCGCCGAGCGCAGGGCGAGGGGGUGCCCGUGCCCCCCAACCUAGCUGGCAUCAUGCAGAGGACCUUCGCCUGGCUGUUGGACCGCGUGCAGCACCUGGGUGCACCUGUCACCCUCCGGGCCUCCUAUUUGGAGAUCUACAAUGAGCAGGUUCGAGACCUCCUGAGCCUGGGAUCUGCCCGGCCCCUGCCUGUCCGCUGGAACAAGACCCGGGGCUUCUAUGUGGAGCAGCUGCGGGUGGUGGAGUUUGGGAGUCUGGGGGCCCUGAUGGAACUUCUGCAAAUGGGUCUCAGCCGCCGUCGGAGCUCAGCUCACACCCUGAACCAGGCCUCCAGCCGAAGCCAUGCCCUGCUCACGCUCUACAUCAGCCGCCAAACUAUGCCUCCAGCGGACCCCGGGGAGCCCCCCGUUGGGGGGAAGCUGUGCUUUGUAGACCUGGCUGGCAGCGAGAAGGUGGCGGCCACAGGAUCCCGCGGGGAGCUGAUGCUCGAGGCGAACAGCAUCAACCGCAGCCUGCUGGCCCUGGGUCACUGCAUCUCCCUGCUGCUGGACCCACAGCGGAGGCAGAGCCACAUCCCCUUCCGGGACAGCAAGCUCACCAAGCUGCUCGCAGACUCGCUGGGGGGACGUGGGCUCACCCUCAUGGUGGCCUGCGUGUCCCCUUCAGCCCAGUGCCUUCCCGAGACUCUUAGCACCCUGCGAUAUGCGAGCCGAGCUCAGCGGGUCACCACUCGGCCACAGGCCCCCAAGUCACCUGUGGCAAAGCAACCCCCGCGUUUGGAGAUUGAGAUGCUGCAGCUCCAGGAGGAGAACCGUUGCCUGCGGGCCCAACUGGGGCAAAUAGACCCCAAGGCCUCAAGGCUCAGUGGGGCUCGGGUGGCCUGGGCCCAGCGGAAUCUCUAUGGGAUGCUACAGGAGUUCAUGCUGGAGAACGAGAGGCUCAGGAAGGAAAAGAGCCAGCUGCAGAGUAGCCAGGCCCGGGCCCGGGAUGAACAGCGCCUCCUGGCCCAGCAGGUCCACGAGCUGGAGCGGCGCCUCCUCUGUGCCUGCUACGGUCCCCAGCCACGCCCUGGCCCGGCCCCACCGUGUCCCUGUGUGAUGGUGCCAGCUGCCCCGUGCCCCGCCCUGCCACCCCUCUGCUGCUGCCCCUGCUGCCACCUCUGUCCCCUGUGCCGAGCACCCCUGGCCCACUGGGCCUGCCCACGUAGGGAUUUCCACCUGCCCCAGGUGAUGAGCCCUAAGGCCCCAGGUGACAUGCCCCUGUGUGCCCAGCCCCCGCCCUGGGCCCCCCCAGGCAACCCUGGCUCUGCCAAGUGUCCCAGAGAAAGGAGUCAUAGCGACUGGACUCAGACCCGAGUCCUGGCGGAGAUGCUGAUGGAGGAGGAGGUGGUACCCUCUGCACCCCCCCUGCCCAUGGGGACCCCGAACACACCACCAGUGCUGAGAGGUGAAGAAGAGAGAGAGGGAGGUGGGGCUGCAGUUCCAAACCUGGCCCGGAGACUGGAGGCCCUCAGAGACCAGAUUGGCAGCUCCCUGCGACGCGGCCGGGGCCAGCCACCCCCCAGCGAGGCUGCACGGAGCCCCAGCCGCGUCCUCCCGCCCUGCUGAGGGCACAGCAGGAAGCCAGGAGUGCACCGUGUGACCUUGGCUGGGCUCUGCGCUCCCGGGCUCGGUCUCCCCGUCCGCUCAGUGCAGCUGCUCUGGGCAGAGGGUAGUGCCCGGGGGCUGCGGGUAGGGGCUGGUGGGAGCAGAGGGGAGCAGAGGGAGGGUGGGGCCCCAGACUGUGGGAGAUGACACUGGAUUUGGGAGAAGCCAGGAACAGGUGAUGAAAUAGAUGAAUAAACAGAGGCGUCGGCUCUGA
Canis lupus familiaris (dog) is the source of this 2842-nucleotide messenger RNA. RefSeq names its product kinesin family member 12 (gene KIF12). Bases 598 to 2589 code for a protein of 663 amino acids. Gene Ontology annotation, biological process: microtubule-based movement. The transcript is spliced from 19 exons. Lineage: Eukaryota; Metazoa; Chordata; Mammalia; Carnivora; Canidae. Gene Ontology annotation, molecular function: ATP binding; microtubule motor activity; microtubule binding. The record is from RefSeq and is a predicted model, not a curated record.